Molecule: messenger RNA, 673 nt
Organism: Ceratitis capitata (Mediterranean fruit fly)
Lineage: Eukaryota; Metazoa; Arthropoda; Insecta; Diptera; Tephritidae
Exons: 2
Coding region: 29-673 (214 amino acids)
Source: RefSeq, a predicted model, not a curated record
GUUUGUAUUCAAUGGAGAUAUUGAAAAAAUGUAUCGUCAGAUAUUGAUUCACGACGAUGAUAAACAGUUUCAGCGAAUCAUAUUUCGCAAAUCGGCUGAAUCUCCUGUCACCGAUUACUGCCUGAAAACUGUUACAUUUGGGGUCAAUUGUGCACCAUACCUUGCCAUCCGUACAUUGCAUCAACUUGCAACGGAUACUGCGGCAAUAUAUCCACUGGCUGCACCAAUAAUACGAAACCAAACAUAUGUCGAUGAUAUUUUAUCCGGUAGUCAUGACAUAGAUAGUGCUUCUGAAUCACUUUUCCAAGUGGUCAAUGCUCUAAAAUCUGCUGGUUUCAUACUUAAAAAAUUAACGGCAAAUAACGCAACCAUACUGCAACAAUAUCCCAAAGAGGAUCUGCUCGAUUCAAACUUUCUGAAAUUCGAGAGUGCUUCUAAAACCAAAACUCUGGGUAUCCAAUGGAACGCUCUAACAGAUAAGUUUACCUACACAAUUCUGCCAGCUACUUCAGCAAAUGCGGUCACUAAGCGACAAAUUUUAUCGUCGGUUGCAAAACUUUUUGACCCGGCACUGAUUGGAUUGAAUGUGCUAAACCCACAGCUUUGUCAAAAUGGCACACCUUUGCUGAAAAUCUGCCAGCCAUUUGCGCAAUCGAAAUACCACGCUGGAUAA